UUUCAGAGACAGAAAAGUAUUAGUGAACUGAGCUCAGAAUGAGAGUUCCUGUAAAACUCCUCGGCUUCGGCUUUUUGUUGUUUUUCUUAAAUUGUACCCGAUGUCAAGAAUGUCUUCGAGAGAACAUUAUAUAUGAAAACACAGAACCAGCUGUGAAAGCUUCAUACGCUGAUGGUGAAAGAGUGAAAUUGAUCUGCAGGACAGGUUAUAUUGGCUUUUAUAGAUUAAAAUGUGAAAAGGGAGAAUGGAAAAAAACCAUUGAGCGACCAUGUGCAAAAAAACAAUGUAGUCAUCCAGGCGACACACCAAAUGGUAGUUUUGAACUUAAAGGGGGUACAGAGUUUGUUUUUGGAGUAACAGUGGUGUACAAGUGCAAUAAAGGGUAUGAAAUGACAAGCAGUUUCAAUCAUCGUAGCUGCAGAGCUCAAGGAUGGGACAACACUGUCCCUGUCUGUGAGGUGGUGAAAUGUCCAGCCAUCCGCACAGAUGAGGGGGUGACUGCGUCGGGUAACACAACGGAAGGAAGUUAUGGUGAUGUUAUUCGCUUCGAGUGUGUAUCUUCUGACAAAAUGAUAGACGGAAGUAGUGAAAUUCACUGCGAAGAGACGGGAAAAUGGAGUGACGUUGUUCCAAAGUGCAAAGACAUAACAUGUACAGCACCCCCCAUACCAAAUGGAUAUGUUCUUGAUUUACAGCGAAAAUACAAGAAAGAUGCCCCAUUAAAAUACAAAUGCGAUAAAACGUUCAAGCCCAGAGAGGGAAUCCCCAAAUGUGCUAAAUUUGGCUGGACUGUGAAACCAGAAUGUGAUGAAGUAAACUGUGUGCUGAAGUCAACAACAUAUGGAGUAAAAAUGAUCAUCCCACAUGGUAAAACUAUUUUCAGAGCUGGAGAAAGUGUGGAGAUCACCUGCUCUGAAAAAUACUGGUUCUUUGGUCCAAAAGAAACCAAAAGAACAUUUACAUGCAAAGCUGAUGGAAAGUGGGACAAUGAGCCUGUUUGUGCAGAGAUUACAUGUGAAACUCCAUAUGACCAGCAUGUGUAUAGUCCGUAUUAUUACUUCAGCGGAGAUAAGAAAUUAGGAGUAAAGAGAUCAUACCGUUGUGAGUCUGGAUAUCGUCCAACAGAGGCAGAGGCAGAGGCCACGUGUACACGAGACGGAUGGACACCAAAUCCACUCUGUGCUGAAAUAAUGUGUGCAGCGCCUAACAUUCCAAAUACAGAGACUGAUGGAGGUCAGAGGGAAAAGUACAAAAUCAAAUCCAGAAUAAAAUAUAAAUGUCAUCCUGGAUUUGAACCAGAGGAGCCUGUAGAAAUCACCUGUGAUCCCGAGGGCCAGUGGAGAGGCAUACAGCAAUGCACUGAAAUGUGUGCAACACCCACCAUCCCAAAUGCAGAGAUUGUGGGACGUCAGAGAUCAUACUAUGGAAUCUAUUCAAGUAUACGAUAUGAAUGUCGCUCUGGAUUUGAACCUGAGGAGUCUGUGCAAAUCACCUGUGAUCCCGAGGGCCAGUGGAGAGGCAUACAGCAAUGCGUUAAAAUUUCAAAACUGUGCCGUGAAUCGUUCUUGGAAAAUGGGUUCAUACACAUCGACCCCUCCAACAAGGAAGAAAUCUUUUACUCCUGCGACCCGGGUUAUAAACCAUUCUCUGGGAACUGGUGGGGUUCAGUUACAUGUAGAAAAGGAUCUCAGUUUGAAGAGCCUCGCUGCAUCCGGGAGGAAGAAUGUGGUGCUCUUCCCAGUGUCCACCAUGGAAAACUAACCCUUCGUGAUCCAGAAACUGCUGAUGUGGAAUGUGAUCCAGGGUUCAUGUCAACUAACCGCUCCAUAAAAUGCACCAAUGGUAGAUGGGAGAAACCAGUGUGUAAGGGCUAAAGACAAGAAGUAUGAAAGGAGUACAAGAAAGAAGCGCGCACCCAGCAGAAGACAUCUCCAGUAACGCCACACCAUCUCCAGUCUGCUCAGUUUAGUUCCUGAGGCACAUCAGAAUUAAACUAAUCGUGUUCCUGUAAAAUUAUGGAUUUCAG
This is a messenger RNA of Carassius auratus (goldfish), 2026 nucleotides long. Its product is annotated as complement factor H-like. The coding region runs from base 39 to 1874 and encodes 611 amino acids. The record is from RefSeq and is a predicted model, not a curated record. Lineage: Eukaryota; Metazoa; Chordata; Actinopteri; Cypriniformes; Cyprinidae. The transcript is spliced from 13 exons.